Messenger RNA from Prosopis cineraria, 2124 nucleotides. Its product is annotated as protein DETOXIFICATION 43-like. Gene Ontology annotation, molecular function: xenobiotic transmembrane transporter activity; antiporter activity; citrate transmembrane transporter activity. Gene Ontology annotation, cellular component: membrane. Gene Ontology annotation, biological process: transmembrane transport. NCBI's taxonomy places the organism in Eukaryota, Viridiplantae, Streptophyta, Magnoliopsida, Fabales, Fabaceae. The transcript has 14 exons. The record is from RefSeq and is a predicted model, not a curated record. Bases 259 to 1794 code for a protein of 511 amino acids.
GCGCGCCCGAGCGUGUCUAUAAAUAUCUGUUGUGGUGUGUGGGGUUUUUGUGUGUGUAAGAGAAGGAAGAAAGCAAAAGGGAGCUUAGUGUUCAAAGGAGAGUUCAAGUUCCAAACUCUUCUGAGAGCAUUAUCAUCAAAACAUAUACUGUGACUAGCUAGAGAGAUUGUUUGGCUUUGAUUUCUCUUCACCUGAAAGAUCUGAAGCAAGCAGUACUGUGAAGAGAAAGAAGAAGCUCUUUCUGAUAGAAACAUAUAUAUGGCAGACAAUCAUGGCAACAAAUGGAAGAUGCCUCUCCUUGUUUUCUUCAAAGAUGCCAGAAAAGUGUUGAGGCUGGAUUCAAUUGGUCGGGAAUUACUGGGAAUUGCAUUUCCAGCUGCUUUGGCCGUGGCUGCUGAUCCCAUCGCUUCUCUCAUUGACACUGCUUUUAUAGGUCACUUAGGAGCUGUGGAACUUGCUGCUGCUGGAAUUUCCAUAACACUGUUCAAUCAAGCUUCAAGGAUCACCAUUUUCCCUCUGGUCAGUGUCACUACAUCGUUUGUGGCGGAAGAAGAUACUCUCAAGAAAAUUACAGACAUUGAAAAAGCUUUACCCAACACAGACAAUGAUGAGAGUAAUUUGGGAAACUCUGCGUCUGCAAACAUGGAAAUGAAUAAGAAUAUCAACAAAAACACGUCCAAGUCUUCUUCCUUGGCUGCAAGUAGUAAGAAUAAGAGCAAGAACGAGAAGAGACAAAUAGCUUCAGCAUCAACAGCUUUAAUAUUUGGGACAAUUCUUGGUCUCCUUCAAGCAUCAAUCCUUAUUUUUGCUGCAAAACCUCUUUUACUUGCUAUGGGUGCGAAACAAGGGUCUGAUAUGCUGAUUCUUGCGGAAAAGUACUUGAAAUUGAGAGCACUAGGGGCUCCAGCUGUUCUUCUGGCUUUGGCCAUGCAAGCAAUCUUCAGGGGUUUCAAGGACACCAAAACUCCCUUAUAUGUCAUUGUGCUUGGAUAUGCCCUAAAUGUGGCUUUGGAUCCAGUACUUAUAUUUUACUGCAAGUUAGGACUCAACGGUGCAGCUGUUGCCCAUGUCAUCUCACAGUACUUGAUGGCACUAGCUCUCUUGCUGAUAUUGAUGAAAAAAGUUGAUCUUUUGCCUCCUAGUAUUAAGGAUUUGCAAAUUUUUCGGUUCCUGAAAAACGGAGGGUUAUUGUUAGCAAGAGUAAUAGCAGUAACAUUCUGUGUGACAUUUGCUGCAUCAUUAGCAGCGAGGUUGGGUCCUAUUACAAUGGCUGCUUUCCAAACCUGUCAACAAGUUUGGAUGACGUCUUCCCUUCUUUCCGAUGGUUUAGCUGUUGCUAUUCAGGCAAUUCUAGCAUGUUCUUUUGCGGAGAAAGACUAUGAAAAGGCCAAAGUAGCAGCCGUGAGGGUUCUGCAGAUCUCUUUUGUGAUGGGAGCAGUGCUGUCUGUUGUUGUUGGAAUAGGAUUAUACUUCGGAGCAGUCGUCUUCUCCAAAACUCUCAGUGUUCUCCACCUCAUCAGAGUUGGCCUCCCCUUUGCAGCAGCAACACAACCAAUCAAUGCAUUAGCGUUUGUGUUUGAUGGAGUCAACUAUGGAGCUUCUGAUUUUACUUAUGCCGCAACUUCUUUGGUAAUGGUUUCGAUCGUAAGCAUUGGAAUAGAAUUUUUGAUGUAUAAGAUCAAAGGUUUUCUUGGCAUCUGGAUUGCUUUGACUAUAUAUAUGGCUCUUCGCAUGCUUGCUGGUUUUUGGAGGAUGGGAACAGGAACAGGACCUUGGCAUUUUCUUAAAGAAUAAUCAUGAUGAUACAUACAUACCAAUAAACAAUCACUGUUUCAUUAUUUAGUAGUAUCAUGGUGAAUCCAUAUACAAUUUUUUUUCUUUUUCUUCAUCCUUUUUAGACAUAAUCUCUCAUUAGAGCCUGUGUUGACUUUUUUUUUUUUUUUUAGAUUUGUGGAAUAUUGCACCGUUUACACAUAUUAUAUGGUGAUUGUAAUAAUUCUGUGGCUGUUAGAGGAUUAUUCUCAUCCUCUCAUGUGUCGUAUAUGUAUUUGUGUGUUGGACUAUUAUACAUGAUUUCUGGAAGAAAAUUCGAUAAUAUCAUCGUUAAUUAUGAGUUCAAUUAAA